Molecule: messenger RNA, 1450 nt
Organism: Durio zibethinus
Lineage: Eukaryota; Viridiplantae; Streptophyta; Magnoliopsida; Malvales; Malvaceae
Product: protein PHOSPHATE-INDUCED 1-like
Source: RefSeq, a predicted model, not a curated record
AGAUAUUCAUUUUUGACGUCUUUAUCAUCCAUCUCUCAUACAAUUUGAUUGGAAAAUAUAUAGUACUUUCAUGACAGGAAUUCGAUGUAUUUUCUGGCAAAUUUGAGGUCAAGUUAGGCAACCAUUCAUAGCAAUAAUGCAAUAGAUAUCCGACGUCAGGGUCUAACCUAGUUCCGUAUCAGGAUUCCAAGUAUCUAUAAAAGGGACGUCCCUUGGCCUAUGAAACUCAUCAUUCUCCAAGCUAGAUUUCAAUUGAAAGAUGGGCGCCAGAAUGUUAUUGAGGUCUCUGCUAUUGCCCCUCAUCUUUGUCUUGGCCCUAGCCCCAUGGUCUUACGGGCUGAGCCGAGGGCAACAGCUACCUUCUUUAGCUGCUACAUCUACCACAUUCCAAUACCAUGGAGGCCCUCUCUUAACCAAGCCAAAUGGCAUUAAUGUUUACCUGAUAUGGUAUGGAGGAUUCUCUCAGAAAGAUAGAAACUCCAUAACUGAUUUCUUCGCUUCCUUCACGAGCCCUGCUACUCGCCAAGGACCCUCUGUUUCGACAUGGUGGAGAACAAUUAGUACAUACAAGGACAAAGCGGGGAAACCAGUUUCCAGCACUGUUAGACUUGUCAAACAAGUUGGUGAUCUAUAUUCUUCAGGGAAGGCCCUGAAGCGCGCCCAAAUAGCCAACUUUGUGAAAAGCAAGAUCGAUAGCAAAAUCUUUCCAUUAGACUCCAAUGGAAUAUACUUGGUUUUGACUGCUAAAGAUGUAGCAGUAGAGCGCUUCUGCAUGGGAUCGUGCGGUUUCCAUGAGAGCAUAAUGGUAGGGGCAAUGGUUCGAGUGGUAUUCGCCCACGUCGGAGACCCCACGGUCCAAUGCCCUGGUCUUUGUGCAUGGCCUUAUGCUCUGCCUGCUUAUGGCCCUCCAGGCCAAGCCUUGGUGGCACCUAACGGUGUUGGAACCGAUGGCAUGAUUAUAAACAUUGCCACCCUUGUUGCGGGGGCUGCCAGUAACCCAUUCAAGUCCGGUUAUUUUCAAGGAGAUGCCUUGGCACCGUUGGAGGCUGUCACAGCCUGCCCUGGAAUAUUUGGCCCUGGAGCUUAUCCAGGGUAUCCUGGAACUUUGUUGGUCGAUAAAAUGAGCAAAGCAUGUUAUAAUGCCUAUGGUGUUAAUGGUAGGAAAUUUCUUCUUCCGGCUAUCUGGGACCUGAUUAGCUUGAAUUGCAAAGUAGCUACUUGAGUUUUCUUAUGAAGGGAUAAGCUCGAUCACAGAUUUAUGCAAGGAAUGUUACAACUAGGUUUAAAGCCAUGUAGAACCCCAUAAUAAUUAUUGAACUAGUUAAUGAUAUCCUGUAUCUCCAAAUGAAUGCCCUUCCUCCCUUUUUUCUUUUUUUUUGGUUAAGGAAAGACGUACAUUUUUUGCACUCCUACAAAAGGAAAUUAUAUGAAGACAACACCCUUGGUUAUA